AUGGAGCGGGGGACUACAGCUCCCGGCGUGCCCGGAGAGGCCGCCGAGACCUGUAAGAGCGAAGCCGAGCGAUACCGCCACCAGGACGCUGAGGAGGAGGAGGAUGUUCCUGCGGCCCUGGGGCCAGUUCGGCUUGCAGCAGCAUUCCUGGGCCCCAAAGACCUCUUCCCCUAUGAAGAAUGCAAGGAGAAGUUUGGGAAGCCCAACAAACGGAAAGGGUUCAGCGAAGGUUUGUGGGAGAUUGAGAACAACCCCACCGUCAAAGCCUCCGGCUACCAGCCCACCCAAAAGAAGACCUGCCCCGAGGACGCCGAGCCGGAGCGGGAACCGGAGGGCGACGGAGAGAAGAAGGGCAACGCGGAGGGCAGCAGCGACGAGGAGGGGAAGCUGGUGAUCGACGAGCAGUCCAAGGAGAAGAACGAGAAAGCCGGGAUCAAGAGGAAAGCGGAAGAUGCUUUGGAGGACUCCCCCAAACGCACCAAGGAGGCGGAGGGGCAGGAAGGGGAGAAGAAAGUAGACAACGAAGAGGCCCCCAAGGAGGAGCCGAAACCCAACCCGGUUGAAGGGGAGAAGGAGAAGAACAGUGACGCCGCCGGCGUGCCGGACGCCAACGAAGCCAAGCAGGAGAGCAAGGAGAAGGCGGGCGCGGAGGAGGUCAGAGACCACAAGGAGAGCGCCGGGACGGCAUCGUCCCCGAGCAGUGGAUCGGGCUCAGCGCCGUCCCCUCGGCUGCACGCAGACGGCCCGAAGGACACGACGGUGGAGGACGCGCUGGACAAGACGUACCUGCCGUCCCUGAAGACCUUUGAGGAGGAGAUCAUGGACGCCAUGGGGAUCGUGGAGACGCGCAGGGCCAAGAAAUCUUACUGGUAUUAA
This is a messenger RNA of Nipponia nippon (crested ibis), 876 nucleotides long. The record is from RefSeq and is a predicted model, not a curated record. Lineage: Eukaryota; Metazoa; Chordata; Aves; Pelecaniformes; Threskiornithidae.